AUGGAUCUAGAGGAGACUUUCAGGCGUUCGCUGUACACGAGUUAUGGAGAGAAUAAGUGUAUCUUGCUACCUAAGGACGAAUACAUUAAGAUUGUUGGCGAGUUGCUGGAAGCCACCCAGGCACCCAAGAAAUCACCGCGUCAGUUUUACUUGCUUAAGAAAUAUGAACUACUGCAGUGUGGGGACGUUCAAAAGCUCAUCAGAAAGAAGCCAAACCAGGAACAUCCACUGCACUUUGCUACCAUCGAGGAGACCUUUGACAUCAUCAAGCGCGCCCACAUCGCUACUGGUCAUGGAGGACGAGACAAGAUGAUCAAGGAGAUCAACAAGAAGUACGCCAACAUCACCCAGGAUGCUAUUACCGUGUUCAAGUCCAUGUGCAUCGAGUGCCAGAGAAAACGGAAACGGACAACUACCAAGGGAAUUGUCGUCAAACCAAUCCUGUCUAAGGACUUCAGUUCCAGAGCGCAAGUUGACCUCAUCGACAUGCAGUCUAUGUGCCAUGGUCAACACAAAUGGAUCAUGGUGUACCAAGACCAUCUUACCAAGUUCUGCAUCCUGCGUCCUCUCACUUCUAAGCAUGCAUCGGAAGUAGCUUAUCAGUUGCUGGACAUCUACCUUCUUCAGGGAGCCCCUUCAAUACUACAAAGUGACAACGGGUCCGAAUUCACAGCGCAAGUUAUCACAGAGUUGAAGCAGAUGUGGCCUGACCUCUUCAUCGUUCAUGGGAAGCCGAGACACCCCCAGAGUCAGGGUUCAGUGGACACAGCCAACUGCGGCAUAAAAGACAUGUUGAUUGCAUGGAUGACACACGGGACUGGACUGUUGGACUCAAUAUCCCAUCCAAACCCAGUCGAAGCAGAACCUGUACCAGUCUCACCCAUCUCUAUACGUCAGGAGGAAAUUAGGCUGCAGAGAGAGAGUGCCAGAGAUGCCCAGUUCCAGCAGGCAGAGAGAAUGGUCAAACGAAGUCGCAUUGUGUUUUCUAGUGUGCAAAUCAAAAGUAAUGUGACAGUGCCCAUUCCUUCGGUUGACAGAGGACGUGCAGAUCCUAGGAACAUCAUCGGAGUUGUGACAGAGUGCAGUGACAACGAGUUGUACACAAUUGCUGUAAAAGGAGGAAUAUUGGAUCGAAAGUAA
Molecule: messenger RNA, 1140 nt
Organism: Gigantopelta aegis
Lineage: Eukaryota; Metazoa; Mollusca; Gastropoda; Neomphalida; Peltospiridae
Product: KRAB-A domain-containing protein 2-like
Exons: 2
Coding region: 1-1140 (379 amino acids)
Biological process (GO): DNA integration
Molecular function (GO): nucleic acid binding
Source: RefSeq, a predicted model, not a curated record